Molecule: messenger RNA, 2361 nt
Organism: Ziziphus jujuba (common jujube)
Lineage: Eukaryota; Viridiplantae; Streptophyta; Magnoliopsida; Rosales; Rhamnaceae
Product: senescence-associated protein AAF, chloroplastic
Biological process (GO): leaf senescence; cellular response to oxidative stress
Cellular component (GO): chloroplast
Source: RefSeq, a predicted model, not a curated record
UUCCUUCUUUUUUUCUUUUAAAUUUUUAUGUUAUGGGUUUGCUGUUAAUCUUGUUGUAAUCUUGUUGUCAAAUUUGAAAUGUUAAAUUUUGGGGCUUUUUACGAGUGGGUGAUGCUGGAAAUGGAAAAUGAAAUGUGUGAAGUUAAAUUAAGACUGGUCUAUAUGUUGGUGUUUCAAGAUUUGACUUUUUUUAAUCAAAACAGUUUGACACCCAUACCCUUCCAUGGUCAAGUACUUAAGAUCACCUACCUUUUUCCUUUAUCUGAGAUUCCGUGUAUUUGUUUAAACAAUUCCAUUUCGGAAGUGAAGUGUAGAAAUGAUUUUCAAUGAGUAUAUAUUGGCCUUCAUAUUGAACUCAUAAGCUGGAUGAUUCACUCUGGUUGGAGACUCUAGUCGGUCUAGAUGUUUCUACAAUUAUGGCGAUAGCAGUUAUGCAUGGACAAGGGGUGAAAGAAGAAAAUUUUCCUGUCUCUUGUUGCCCAUAAAUUAUUGAAUUAUCAAUAAGAUUUGAGCUGAAUUGAAGGAAACAUUGGCUUGACACACACUAUAUUCUUGUCUUGAUCCUUCCAAUGGCACUCACUGCAAGCAAGGUUACAAGCAAUCCUGUAGCGAAUAAGAUGACAACUCUUCCUAAAUCACAUGGAAUUUCUUUUGCCAAGUCAAUACAACAAAAUAAAUUACAUUUCACAAGUCAAGGAGGAGAACCAAGGCAACUAAGCUAUGGAUGUCUAUCAAGUGGAAAAAAAACCUUUCUCAAUGAUGUUUUGUGGCACACCUGCCGAAAACCUAUUAGUUUAACUGCCUUCCGGGGCUCUUCAGUUUUAUGUAUGUCAACAGGAACUCAAAAUACUGAAACAGAAGAAUGUCAUUAUGAUGAUUGUGCUGAAACAACUAGUGCACAAAAUGGAGACGGGGAAGAUGAGUACCCAGUCUUGCCAGAGAUUAUUGGCUCCACUAAGGGCUUAGCAGAAGCUUGUAGAUUUGUUUACAAUGAUGCAAAGUAUGUAAAUGAAAGGGCUCGCAAUGACAUGGUCCUGCUUUCUCGUGGCAUAAUGAGGUUGGAUGCCCGGGCCCGGCAAGAUGUAGCCAUACUUGGGACGGAGUUUCUUAAACUUGAUGCUCGGGCAAGAAAAGAUACUGAAAGAAUUGAUCGCAAGGUGAAGAAGAAAGCUGAGGGCCUGCAUCAUAUUGCUACUAUCUUGAGAGACAAAGCUGAGUCUAGAUUGAAAAGAGCUGCUGAUAAGCAUUGGAGUAAUGGAGCCUUAGAGGCUGAUUUACGCCGUGCUGAUUUCCGUGCCAAACAACGUGCAAUGGAAGAUGCUCUAAUGGCUUUAGAGUUUGUGAAAAAUAUCCAUGAUAUGAUGGUCAGCAAAAUGUACAAAUUUCCUCUGCGUAGGGAAAACGGUUCUCUUUCUCAAAGUGACCUCAUGGUCCGUAUAAAGAUUGAAAAAAAUGGUAGAACUGUUGAUUACUUUCCUGGGGAAGUUUCUACAGAUCGCAUCACUGCUAUUCAGGAAGCUUACUGGAGUAUGGCAUCUGCACUUUCUGAAGCUGAUGGAAUUGACUAUACCAAUCCCGAAGAGCUUGAGCUGUUGAUUGCGACUCUUAUAGAUCUCGAUGCGAUGGAUGGUAAAAGUAGUGUCUCGUUAUUGGCAGAGUGUUCAAGUUCUCCUGAUGUCAAUACUAGAAAAGCAUUAGCUAAUGCGUUGGCUGCUGCACCAUCCAUGUGGACUCUAGGUAAUGCAGGCAUGGGAGCAUUACAGAGACUUGCAGAAGAUAGAAACCCUGCAAUUGCUGCUGCAGCAUCCAAGACAAUCUAUGAACUGAAGAAACAAUGGGAGAUAGAGGAAGGAGACAGCUGGAGGUUUAUGAUGAACCCAGACACCAUUGAAGAAGGAAGUCAAGAAGAAUCCAACAAUGAUACAGAUACAAAAUGAGAAGUAUUUCAAUGCUUCUGCUGUAAAUAUCCAGAUGAAGGGCGUCAUUAGUCAUAGGAUACACCUGCUAAUCACAAGAAGGUAAGUAAUAGAUGUAAAAGGAAGUGCUGUAUUUUUGUCUAAUAUCUACUUUUCGUUAAAUUUAUUCUGUAGGAUCUUCACACUGAGUUGUCCAAUUCAGGUUGCCAAGUCCAAUUCUUUACUGAUUGUACAACAACAAACGUUUGGCUUCAUAUGCGCACUCCGCGCAUGGAGCAUCCUAAACUGGAAAAUAUUUGGUUACUCCAAUUUAUAAGGAAAAUGUAUCUAUCCUUUUAAAUGUUGAAAAACUGAUCAACCUCAAUGAGGUCAAACAUAGUUAGAUCUCCUGUCAAAGACCAAAUGCAAUAGGCGUUGAGGCUUUUGUUCAUAUUGGCAAGACAAA